This is a messenger RNA of Triticum aestivum (bread wheat), 498 nucleotides long. Its product is annotated as auxin-responsive protein SAUR36-like. The coding region runs from base 5 to 424 and encodes 139 amino acids. The record is from RefSeq and is a predicted model, not a curated record. The transcript has a single exon. Gene Ontology annotation, biological process: response to auxin. NCBI's taxonomy places the organism in Eukaryota, Viridiplantae, Streptophyta, Magnoliopsida, Poales, Poaceae.
AGCCAUGAUCCAUUCAAAGAAGCUUGCUCAACUUGCCAAGAAGUGGCAGAGGAUGGUGGCAGUCGGUGGCCAGCAGACUGCAGCCGCCGACGGAUGCUGCAGCACCACCUCUGUUGCAGACAGGGGCCAUUGUGUCAUGUACACUGCUGAUGGGUCUCGGUUUGAGGUUCCGUUGGUGUACCUUGGCACAAUGGUCUUCCGUGAGCUCCUGAGGAUGUCUCAAGAGGAAUUUGGCUUCUCCAGCGAUGGCAAGAUCACAUUACCUUUUGACGCUUCUGUGAUGGAGUAUGUGAUGUGUUUGAUUAGGAGAGAUGCCUCUGAAGAGGUUGAGAGGGCGUUCCUGAGCUCCAUAGCAAGGCCUUGCCACAGUGCGAGUUGUGUAGCUUCAGUGAGACUUAAUCAGCAAUUUGCUGUUUGUAGCUAGUGAUAAAUGUUUAUGUUCAGUUGAAUGUAAAUUGAAGAAUUGUAGGGAAUGAAAGGAAUAUACAGAUUUUGUCU